UCAGACAAGUCGGUCCACCAGUUCAAUUUUUCCUCUUUUAAUUUUUCUUCAUCUUCUCUCAUUCAUUCCAAUUAUUAUUUACUUUUUUUUCACCCAAUCCCUUUAAAAAAAAAAAAAAAAACAUGCAUUCAGUUCCGGUGAUCCUCACCCUCACAGUACUUACGGUGCUCUUAACAUCACCGGCGCAAGUUAUCGGAUACCGUCCAUACCCACCUAAAACCAACGGCUCCGAUCAAAUCUUCGGCUCUUCUAAAAAAUUCGAAGGCUCAUCAAACCUCGUUCGCCUCCGUUACCACAUGGGUCCUGUCCUAACCAACAACAUCACCGUCCACCCAAUCUGGUACGGCACGUGGCAAAAAUCCCAGAAAAAAAUCAUCCGCGAGUUCAUCAACUCUAUCUCAGCCGUUGGAUCCAAACACCCUUCUGUCUCCGGUUGGUGGAAAACCGUACAGCUUUACACUGACCAAACCGGAUCUAACAUUACCGGUACGGUUCGUCUCGGCGAGGAAAAAAACGACCGGUUUUAUUCUCACGGCAAAUCGUUAACCCGGUUAUCGAUUCAGUCCGUGAUCAAAUCAGCCGUCGGUUCUAGAUAUCGGCCGUUGCCGGUUAAUCCCAAAAGCGGUUUGUAUCUUCUCCUCACCGCCGAUGAUGUCUACGUCCAAGAUUUUUGCGGCCAGGUCUGUGGAUUCCACUACUUCACGUUCCCGUCGAUCGUCGGAUUCACGUUACCGUACGCUUGGGUUGGGAACUCGGCGAAGCUUUGUCCCGGAGUCUGUGCUUAUCCGUUCGCCGUACCGGAGUAUAUACCGGGAUUAAAACCGGUUAAAUCGCCGAACGGUGAUAUCGGAGUAGAUGGGAUGAUAAGUGUGAUUGCUCACGAGAUUGCUGAACUGGCGACGAACCCUUUGGUUAACGCUUGGUACGCAGGACCCGACCCGGUGGCUCCGGUCGAGAUAGCGGAUCUUUGUGAGGGUAUUUAUGGAACAGGAGGUGGUGGUUCGUACACAGGACAGAUGUUGAACGAUCAUCGUGGUGCCACGUAUAAUGUAAAUGGGAUCCGACGGCGGUAUUUGAUCCAGUGGUUAUGGAGCCACGUGGUUAGUUACUGUACCGGACCCAAUGCGCUUGAUUAGUAGCGAGAGUGAAGUGAAAUGGUUUGGUUUGUGUUUAAUUUGUAUUUUGGGAAGGGUAAUUUUGUCUUUUUGAAUAUGAGCUCGACGAUGUGGGAAAAAUAUGAUCAAGAAUGGGAUUUGUGUGUCGAUGCAUUAUUAAAAAAAUUAGUUAAAUGAUAGUGUUAUUUAAGUUGCUUGAUUAUGUGAAAAAGAGUCGCAUAUGUUGCUUACCUUUCUUCUUUUUGUUGAAACAAAUCCAGUCUUAAUGCGAAAUAUAUCUAAAGGCUUAAGUA
Messenger RNA from Camelina sativa (false flax), 1408 nucleotides. Its product is annotated as protein EXORDIUM-like 3. Lineage: Eukaryota; Viridiplantae; Streptophyta; Magnoliopsida; Brassicales; Brassicaceae. The record is from RefSeq and is a predicted model, not a curated record.